Molecule: messenger RNA, 279 nt
Organism: Peronospora farinosa
Lineage: Eukaryota; Oomycota; Peronosporomycetes; Peronosporales; Peronosporaceae
Source: the annotation of a GenBank genome assembly
AUGGAGGACGAAGAUACUCAAAAUACCCGAUUCUACCGAUUAUGGUCGCUCCAGGAGGCAUACAUUAAGGCGGUGGGCAUUGGUCUGGGCUUCUUGAUGUUACGAGCCGAAUUUAUUCGAAGGGAUUCGGCCCGACGAGAGCUCAUUUUGGAUGGUCAGCGUUUUAUUGACUGGCAUUUCAAGUGUACACAGUUUAAUUCGAUGCAUCUCGUGAGUGUUGCGUACGGGCCCUAUUCGGCGAUGUGGAUGCCCGCGACUAGCAAGACAGGAUACGAGUAA